Molecule: messenger RNA, 1723 nt
Organism: Amborella trichopoda
Lineage: Eukaryota; Viridiplantae; Streptophyta; Magnoliopsida; Amborellales; Amborellaceae
Gene: LPA1
Product: tetratricopeptide repeat (TPR)-containing protein
Biological process (GO): photosystem II oxygen evolving complex assembly
Cellular component (GO): chloroplast
Molecular function (GO): protein binding
Source: RefSeq, a predicted model, not a curated record
CAGCCCGCAUGAAACAAUUUUCCUAGACAUUGACGUAAAUUUCACAAUGAUCGACCAUAAAUCCCAAAUUCUGCCCUCUCCAAAAUCCCGCCAUUCCUCAGCUCCACCAUAGCCAACGGUUCAUCUUGUAAUUCACCCCUCUUCUGGCAAUCUGAACCGUCCAUUUCUACCCCACUAAUGAGCUCAUACAGAUACAGAUGUUGCUCGUUUGUAGACCUGGAAACUCUUCCUCAUCACUGUCAAUGGCCAUAACGUCUCUUAUCUUUCAGCCUCUGUAUUUCUCUCAUCCUCUCCUUCAAUUUCAAAGCUCGAUUACAGGGCCAAAAUGGGUUCUCAGAACCACCAUAAAAAAUGGUUUUCUGCACUUUCCAAGUCCAAUCUCAGGUCUAAAAUGGGUUUAUAAACCAACCCAUAAAACCACUUUUAGAGAUGGUUUUCUGGUUUUAGCUUCUUCAUCUUCUCCAUCAAAAGAGCCCACUACUGAGGCCACUGCUGAAUCCUGUGUGACUUUGGGUCUCUCCCUUUUCUCCAAAGGCCGGGUGAAAGAUGCUCUUGCUCAAUUUGAUAAUGCACUUGCUUUAGAACCAAAUCCUUUGGAAGCCCAGGCUGCCUUUUAUAACAAAGCUUGCUGCCAUGCAUACAGGGGAGAAAUAAAGAAGGCUGCAGAUGCUUUGAGAAAAGCAUUGCGAGAUUAUAAUCUCAAGUUCAGCACUAUUUUGAAUGACCCUGAUUUGGCCUCUUUUAGAGCUUCACCAGAGUUCAAAGAAUUGCAAGAAGAGGCAAGGCUGGGUGGUGAAGACACUGGAGACAGUUUAAGGAAAGAUCUCAAGUUAAUAAGUGAGGUCCAAGCACCAUUUCGUGGUGUUAGAAGAUUUUUCUAUGUUGCUUUCACUGCAGCUGCUGGUAUUUCAACCUUUUUUACUGUUCCUAGACUUAUUCGUGCAAUUCAGGGUGGGGAGGGUGCUCCUGAUAUUUGGGAGACUGCGACAAAUGCUGCCAUCAAUAUUGGAGGCAUUGUUGUUCUUGUGGCCUUAUUUAUUUGGGAUAACAGAAAAGAAGAGGAGCAGAUUGCACAAAUAAUGCGAGAUGAAACACUGUCAAGGCUACCUUUGCGGCUAUCUACGAAUCGAAUUGUUGAACUUGUACAGCUAAGAGAUACAAGCAGGCCAGUCAUUUUGGCUGGAACGAAAGAGUCAGUCUCAAGAGCCGUUGAGAAGGCUGAGAGGUUCCGAACUGAACUUCUCAGACGAGGUGUUCUUCUUGUCCCUGUUACAUGGGAUGAUGACAAAAAGCAGUUAACAGAUAGAAAAGGGUUUGGGGUCCCAGAAAAAGCAUCUAGCUCUCUACCAUCACUUGGGGAAGAAUUUGAAAAACGGACUCAGUCCAUAAUUGCAAAGUCUCGUUUGAAGGCAGAGUUGCGUUUUAAAGCUGAGAUUGUUUCACCAGAGGAAUGGAAAAGAUGGAUACGUGAUCAACAAACUUCAGAGGGUGUCACACCUGGGGAGGAUGUCUACAUAAUCUUGCGUCUCGAUGGGCGAGUAAGAAGAUCAGGAAGGGGCAUGCCUGACUGGCAACAGAUUGUUCAGGAGCUGCCCCCAAUGGAAGCAUUAUUCAGCAAACUAGAACGAUAACUUCUUUUUUUUUACUAGGAAUUGCUUCAAUGCUUGGGGUUCAUGAAAAUUAGUUUCUGUAAAAAUUCCAUUCGAAAUUCAUUGUUCAAUUC